Molecule: messenger RNA, 711 nt
Organism: Aspergillus caelatus
Lineage: Eukaryota; Fungi; Ascomycota; Eurotiomycetes; Eurotiales; Aspergillaceae
Exons: 1
Coding region: 1-711 (236 amino acids)
Source: RefSeq, a predicted model, not a curated record
AUGGACAGGAUUCUUCGUGCAGUAUCAUUAUUUAUUCCUCCGUUCCAGGCUCAUAAAAGAUCAGAAUUGGCACGGAAAGUCAAGUUAAUUACAUUUCAAAAAUGCUAUGACUCGAUAUCAUCCCAAAGCUUAACAGACAGCCUUGAUUUAGGCCAAAUACUCCAGCGAACCUUCCACAAUGAUCCGAACCGUCGGUCGCACCUUGUUCUUUUCCUAGGACAUCAAGCUCAGAACUCGAAAAAGGUAGUUGUGGGUGCAUACUUCCCUAGCUGUACGCAGACCCCAGCUUCAGAGGUGGAAAAGAAGCCGGAAAAGAUAGACAAAUCGAGAAUCACUCCUCCAUUACUUCUAUUCCAGCUUCAGCCAAGCUUCAGCUUGUUUCGAUGGAACGGAGAGGGCAGCAUGUCUUCGUCUCAAGCAAACGACAGUGCCACAGGGUAUACCGACCACCCUAACUACAUAGGGGGUCCCACUCAAUCGAAGGUGGGAGUGGAAGUUGACUCCGUCACAGGACAGGCUACAUUUCUGCGAAGCACAGCUACCACCGCCAAUGGGAUGUCAGGCGUGUAUGAAGAGGUUACUACCAGUAGGAAGCAUGACGGGGCAGAGACCAUUAAUGAAGAUCAGCAAGAGCGAAGAACAACCUUUACAGUCACCCACAUUGCCAUAUUUAACGUGGAAGGUGGGCCACAUUACGAUUAUACUCGGUGA